AUGAGGUUCGGUCGACAUAUCGAGACAGUUGUUGAAAUCUCACGCUCAACGCGAUCGUUGCCAAUGGCACUGCUCGCCACGACUUUGUGUGAACUUAUGAAAGGUAUCGUCGUCGGAAUGUUGUGGAUGCAAAAUGUACAUCUUGGGGUCCCACCAGGGGAACUCGUAAAGAAGAUAAAUCCCGAGUACAGAGCGAUGUUCUUUAAUAGCAAAGGCGGGCCACAGAAGAUUAAAAGCCCCCCAUUUUUACUAUCAGCUUGUUCCAGGACAAUCCCUGCGUACAAAUUACGAUUGGGAGCGUUGGCGCGGUCCGGUUCCUCCGUGAUCACGUGUUGCAUUGCCGUAGAUUCCCGCUUCGUAGCCACAGCCAAGACCAUCAGUAGCCAUUCCCGAUUCCCUCUCUUGGACCUAGCAAUAUGGUUCCACGAGAAUGAAGGGACAUUUGAAGCCAUGUUUUAUAUGAUCCCGGAUUCUUCAUACAAACAGAUGUUCAUUGAAUUUCUGAAGUGGAUGCUCAGAUGGCUUCCGGAGGAACGGGCGUCCAUCGAUGAGCUUCGCGGUGAUCCAUAG
Messenger RNA from Guyanagaster necrorhizus, 570 nucleotides. RefSeq lists its product as uncharacterized. Bases 1 to 570 code for a protein of 189 amino acids. The record is from RefSeq and is a predicted model, not a curated record. NCBI's taxonomy places the organism in Eukaryota, Fungi, Basidiomycota, Agaricomycetes, Agaricales, Physalacriaceae. The transcript has 2 exons.